Molecule: messenger RNA, 6597 nt
Organism: Lytechinus pictus (painted urchin)
Lineage: Eukaryota; Metazoa; Echinodermata; Echinoidea; Temnopleuroida; Toxopneustidae
Product: syndetin-like
Exons: 30
Coding region: 76-2952 (958 amino acids)
Biological process (GO): endocytic recycling; retrograde transport, endosome to Golgi
Cellular component (GO): EARP complex
Molecular function (GO): SNARE binding
Source: RefSeq, a predicted model, not a curated record
GAGGGCGACAUUUAUUUUACAUUGAGAAGAGCUGGGAGGAGUCCGUGACCGAAAAUAAAAUAAAUUGCUAGGAAAAUGAAGAAGAGAUUCAAAACUCUCCUGAGUAGACAGGGUAGCAGCAGUACCAGUUUUGAAGAUGCAAGUCCUGUCGAGGAACAACCUCCUCAACCUGAACCAGUUCAGAAAGUGUAUACAAAGGAAGACAGAGAGUUUUCCAAUGAUCCAGUUGAAGAAGCAGAGGUCAUUGCUAGUAUAGAAGAACCAUAUUUUACAGAAGAUACCUUUGAUUGCAGCAAUUAUGAGCUUGAGAAACUCACAUCUGAACAAUUGGAUCUUGCUGCCAUUGAUGAGGAUAGAAACAAGCUACGAAGACAGCUACAAGCAGUAUCCAAGAAAUUUUCAGAUGUUGUGUUGGAAAAUCAAUCUGCCUAUACCAAGGAAUUACAAAGAGUUAUGGAGUUACAAGCUUCUUUACAGAAGGCGAGUGUGAUCUGCAUGAAUGGUCGAAGGCAAUUGUCGAUGACAAAGCAAGGUUUCACGGUAGCCAGUCUAAGGAUUCUGAAGAAUCAUAGGAAGAAACAGCAGCUUCUAGGACUACUCAAAUCCCUGCAUACUAUUGAUACGCUGCAAAGAACAGACAUAAGACUGAGAGAACUAAUGGAAGAAGAAGACUAUCCAGGUGCCAUUCAGCUAUGCCAGGAAUGUCAGCGAGCUGCAAGUAACUUUAAACACUACAAAUGCAUCAGUGAACUAAGCUCAAAACUUCAAGAUACAUUGGAAAUGAUCGAGGAACAACUUGAUAAUGCCCUUGCAAAGAUCUGCAGUAACUUUGACAUCAAGAAUUAUGAAAAACUCCAGACAGCAUACAGAUUAUUAGGCAAAACACAGACUGCCAUGGACCAACUUCACAUGCAUUUUACCAGUGCAAUUCACAACACAGCAUUCCAGAUCAUCUUGGGCUACGUCCAGCUGGUCAGUGGACCUACAGACUCCAGGUUUCAAAAGAUGCCGUACAGGGACUUAUGCUCGCAAAUUCACAUGGAGACGUAUAUCCCUUGCUUAGUGGAUUUGUGCAAGGCCUUGUGGGAAGUGAUGAAAAGCUAUUAUAAGACACUAGAAUGGCAUGACAAACAAGAGAGUUCUGACCAAGCCACAACACCAGAAUCAGAGGAAAUCCAGCAGACGAGUGAUGUAGAAGAGUCUUUCAGCAGACGGUACAUCAGGAAGAAAUUAGAACACGGUCUAGCUAGGAUAUGGCAGGAUGUCCAGCAGAAGGUCAAGACCUACCUCCAAGGGACUGACCUAUCCAGCUUCAAGUACGAUGAUUUCAUCUACGUCCUCGAUCUAGUCAAUCGGUUAAUAUCUGUAGGUGAAGAGUUCUGUGGCAGUAAAUCAGAAGGACUCCAUGAUUCUAUAAGGCAACAGAGUUUGAAUUACUUCAAGAGCUAUCACAGGGCUAGAAUGGAUGAACUGCGGAUGUUCCUCGAGAACGAAGGAUGGGAGAUGUGUCCCGUCAAGAGCAACUUCUCCUUCCAAAGCCUCCACGAGUUCAGGUUCCUCCGGGAGUACGACACCGUCACCUCCAACACCGGUAGCAGAGUAGAUGGGCGUGGCACGGUACUGACCUCGCCCACAGGGCGUGGCUUCUUCUCUAAGUAUGCAGAGCAGGGAAGUCCCUUUGAUAAACAGUUUUCAUCUGAUGAAGAAGAGGAUGAAGCCACUGCUAAUGGACCUGAGAAUGAGCGAUUCCUUGGUUAUGAAGACUCUGAUGAUAGUGAUGUUCCUGAUGAACUCAAACAGGACUAUGUAGAUGAAAAAACAGGUGAACAACCAGUCAAAAGGAACUCUUUGAAGAAGAAGAAAGCAGAGAGGGCAUAUAACAAGGGUCCCAUUCUCACCAAUACAACAUUGACAGUACUUAGGUUAUGUGGGAAGUAUAUGAACAUGAUGUCUGUUCUCAAGCCGAUAGCCUUUGAUGUGGUGCUAUGUAUGUCACAACUAUUUGAUUAUUACAUCUUUGCUGUCUACACUUUCUUUGCAACGGAUGUGAGUACAAUGAGUGGAGCAUCGCUUGGCAGUAAAUUAUGGACUACUCUAAAGAGGAUCAAUGAUAAUCUCAUUGAGCAAGAUCCAAACACUGCUAUGGUAUCUCAUUCAGUCGAUGGAAGGAUGAAAGUAGGUUUCCCCCAUGUCUCUCCGAUUGUUGAUCUGAACAGCAGUGAUGGGUUGUAUAGUCUUGCUGAAAGGGUCGUCGGUACCGAGUCUCUGAUAUUUCUUGCCAAUCAGUUUGAGUUACUCCAACCCCACCUCGAGUCUGUCAUUCCAGGCAGCAAGAAGGCUUUCCUUCAACAAUUCUACUCACAGACGGUGAGUGUGGCAAGUGAUCUACGUAAGCCGAUCUACCGGGGCGUGGCCUCUCGUUGCAUGGACUACGAUCGAAUCCUUCAGUUGAUGAUGACGGUCAAGUGGGACAUCAAAGACAUCAUGUCCCAGCACAGCCCAUACGUUGAUGCUCUAUUACAUGAUAUGAGCGGAUUCAGUAGUCGAUUAGCAGCCAUGAGCAACAAGCGAGUACCCAUACCUCAAGAAGCACACAGAGUUCUUUGGGAGCAUGUUAUCCGACUAGCCAAUCGCAUCCUAGUCGAGGGGUUUGCCUGUGCCAAGAAGUGUAGUAAUGAGGGUCGAGCCCUAAUGCAGCUGGAUUUCCAACAAUUUCUGAUCAAGAUUGAAGCCAUCGCACAAGUCAAGCCUGUACCAGAUCGUGAAUUUGUAGAAGCCUACGUGAAGGCCUACUAUCUCUCAGAGGCUGAUAUUGAAUUAUGGGUAAAGGAACAUAAGGAGUAUUCAGCCAAGCAGUUAAGUAGCUUGGUAUCGUGUGCUGUCGGCUCCAAGAAGGCACGGCAGAGACUCCUCAAUAGUAUAGAAGACUUUGAGAAGAAUAGACCAAGAUAGCAUUAUCAAUAACAUCACUCACUCAUUGUAGCAUCACUCACUCAUCAAAACAUUCUAGACCCUGUUUCAUGAAAUGUGUUAUCAAUGGUAAAUUACAAGCUGCUGUUCUAAGCUACUGAAAUGGUGCAAUUGUAUUGGUUAAGAACACAAAGUGAAAAUUCCAACAUUUGUUAUUGAUUGCAAGUUAUGAUGAAAAGGGGGACUUGAUUCACACGUAACAAAGCCUGCAUGCCUAGACCCUAAUCGGCACUUGAUUGAACAAGUGGGUUACGAGAGAAGACUUGUCUAGGUUUAGAGAAUCUACAGUACUCGAUUCCUCUUCUUCUCUGAAAGGCCGUCAAUUCAGACCACUGUGGCAUGUUUCUAUGUAAUUUGGUUUGCAACAGCGAAUGAGAUUUGGCCCAAUCAGUUUGCUUCAAAGACUGUUUCAAUAAUGUUCUAUAGAAGCUGAAGUUUGUUGCGUUUGGAUUUCUUUUUGCCAACAUCAUCUGUUAAAGUUGGCCAUUGCCUCCACAAAGGCCAUAUCUCUUCCAAGUCCGUCUUUAUCCAAGGGAGUAUUGGAGGCCAUGUCAUAAAGCUCUUUGUAAAUUACAAGCUAUUUUACGAAUGACUGGUCAACCUUUUUUACGGUCUAAUUCAAAAUCGAUAAUAAUCUGAUGUCUAUCAUUAACCACAAGAAUUUAUCACCAGUCGUUCGUAAAGUUGCUUGUAUCUUACAAACAGCUCAAAGAAACAUCCACAAGGAGGCCGUUUCAUAAAGCUGUUUGUAAGUUACAAAUGACUUUACACACGACUGGUAAGCCUUUCUUGUGCUUAUGAUAUAUCCCUAUGCAGCUGACAUAGCAGAUAAGAAUAUACUUCAUUCGUGCAUGAAGCUGUGCAUAUACUACCUAGGGGGUAUUUUAUAAGCUGUUUGUAAAGUUAUACAUUUUCCUAUGAAUGAGUGGAGUAUGGCAAGCCAAAUGAUAUGAAAUAAUAUAGAUACAUGGCUCUAUGAAACGCUGUCUAUGCUAAUUAACCCAUUGCUUACAGGAACCAGGUGAUCCCUGUACAAAGCCUAUUGGAAAACAGAAUUCAGUAGUCAAGUGGUUACUAUGACCCUCAAGGAAUCCAUCUGAAAAGGUUCAUUAUUUUAAAAUUAAGGAAUAAGGUCACAAUAUUUUUUAUACAGAAGGCAAAACGUUGAUAACCAAAUGGUAAAAGAUACUUUAAAAAUUCUCUUACAAACAUAUGUUUAAAAGAUUUUGUGAUGAAAAAAAAUGGGGCAUGCAUCUCUUUAUCAAAACUGGAGGGAAAUAAAAUUUGAUAUUUGUGUAAUUUGAACAUUUAUUUUGUCACAUGAAGCUUUCAUUUUGUAGUAUAUUUGCAAAACUCAAACUGCACAAAACAAUUUUAUUGAGAAUUUGGUAAUGUAAUAUGAUCCUGUCUCUGAAAAUUAAAGAAAAUCCCAGUUUUAACUUGACUUUGUGCUGAAAUUCCAUUUUGUAAAAAUGUUAUCUCGAUAGUCUGUCUUUAGUCUGCUCCCCAACUGUUAUUGCCCUACCCUAUAUAUGUAUUGCACAUUAUGUACCAGUAAAAAAAAGGUACGGUUUGUUCUUUUGAUAUUGAAACCAAUUUUUCCAUUUAAAUUAUGCCCAUUUUAUUUCAAAUUGAAAACUUUUUACAUGCUUUUCUACUAUGAGGAACUUAAAUUAUUAUUUUAUAGAAAUAAGUUAAGUCACAAUGACAUUCUACAAUUAAGAAUGUCACUUUGUUUUCCUUAAAUGGAAACCAAACUCCCGAUGCAAUUACCGCGUGCCAUUCGCAUUUUAAAUAGACAAGUUUUUUGUGCUUUUGUAUUGUGAGGAAGACUAAUUAGAUCAGGAGUCACUAAAUUUUUCAAAAAAAAUGUUGCACAAGUUGUAUGAUUCUCGUCAAUAAAACUUCAGCUGUAUGGACCAUUAGGAAUUGCAGUAUGAGAGCUUACUCUUCUUCUGACCAAUAUGCCAAUAUAUAUAAAUGAGCUCUAGUGCUGUAGGAAUGAAUAUGUAUGAUAUUCGCCAAAGCAUAUGUUCCAGCUACCUAAUAGCAUUUGUACAACCUAAAUUGAAACUGCCAAUUGAUUAUUGUGAUAUAGUACUUGUUGAUAUAUAUAUAUUAUGGAUAGAAAUUUUAUAUUUAUUAUCUAUUCAAUGUCCUGGAAUCCCUUAAGGUAUAAUCAAUGAUGUUGAUGUAAUAAUUUUUUUUACAACAAAUUACAUUUGAUUGGGUCUCUUGGUGGAAAUAAUCAUUUUUGUAUCCUUCAUAUUUUCUUAAAGGUAUGGUGUCUCUAAAUUGGGAACCAGUUAAACCUGAAUAAAAGUUUUGGAUUGAAGAUGAAAACAAAAGUCUUGGAAAUGGGGCUUUUAGCAGGACUGUCCUGUCAUUUUUAUCCAUUUAUUUUUGGUUGAAUUUUUUCUUUCAAACCUAACCUGUUCUCACUCCGCUAGAUCGCACUGGAUGGACAUUACUUUAAUUUAUUCUAGCAUAAGAAAUUUAAAUAAUGAUCUUAAUAUUUUGAGAAUUGAAACGAAAGCAUACAGUACUAUCAAUAAGAUCAACAAUUGAAAUAAUUCCAUAAACCGGGGGAGUGUUUCAUCAACAUUUUCAUCCAACAAGUUGUCAGAUGUGACGACUUUCCGUGAUUCUGAUUGGCUUAGAAGCAAUGUUACUAUGGUAACUGUCAGAUAAAACAGGACUUGUCUGAUCAAGUCCUUUCAUGAAAUGCUCCCCUGAGAUUAUUCAAUAAAUCAACUCUAGUUAAUCAUAUGUAGUAGCAUUUAUUGUAAUUCUGAGCAGUGCACAGUUUUGUAAGAUAAUGCUGCAUUAUGUUACAAUUCAAUUAAAAUUGAUAAAUGUAGUGCAGAGACGUAAAACCUGGGCCCCAUUUCAUAAAACUUGCUAUUAGAGUAACUUUGUCAUCUAGUUGUAUCUUUCAUGGAAUUCUUGAUUCUGAUUGGCCUCAGAGCAUGGUUGCCAUGGUAAUUAGCAGUAGAUGACAGGGUUACCAUAAGAGUAAUUUUCAUGCAACACAGACAGGACUAGAAAGAGGGCUAGUUCCAAAUACAUGACAUCACAAAUAGUGGUCGCAUUGCCAUUGUUAGUAUCUAUCAUUAUCUCGAAUAACAGCAGUAAUAUUGACAUAUCGAAAGCUCACAACUUUCUUAUUGUUUGUCUAAUGUUCUCAAAAUUUCUUUGAUUUCUGUUUUGUUUGUUUUCACAAAUGCCAAGUUGUUGCAAGGGUUCCAUUUGCCUUUAAUUAGAUCAUAUUCCAUGUACCUGCAUUGCUUGAAAAACCAAAGGGGGCUUAACCUUCUUAUGUUGUUUUAGCUUAUACGGUGCGUAUCAUUCAGUAGUGAAUAAUUUGCGCCAUUAUGCGAAUUCAAGUCAUAGUCUUGUUCCCAGGUUUCAUGAUUAUGUACUACAUUUAAAUGUAAGCAUCAUGAAAUGUAAUGUAUUGUAUAGAUAUUGUGUUGUGAAUAUUGUUUUAUAGAUUAUGGUCACAUGGUGAAAUUAAAAUGGAUAUUUAUGUUAGCGAUUGAUAAUGUGAUAAUUGUGAAAUAUAUAUUAAUUGAAUGUAAUUAACAUGAUUCACAGAGCAAAUACAAGUAAUGAUAAUAUCAGCAA